Rasamsonia emersonii CBS 393.64 is the source of this 1749-nucleotide messenger RNA. RefSeq lists its product as uncharacterized. Lineage: Eukaryota; Fungi; Ascomycota; Eurotiomycetes; Eurotiales; Trichocomaceae. The transcript has a single exon. The record is from RefSeq and is a predicted model, not a curated record. Bases 1 to 1749 code for a protein of 582 amino acids.
AUGAGUAUGGACGCUGGCGGUCUUGCUCAGAUGACGUACAAUUCUUCUUUCAAUGGCGGUUCUCUUGGCGUUCCCGGUUCUGGUUUCGCUUCUCGAGGGAAGGGCUCCCAUAUCAAGCGCUUGAGUGUGCCUCCUCCCUCUCAGAUCUCCACGAUCGAUGAAUCUCAGCCUCCCGCGACGGCCGCCACCCCGCGGACCAGUCGUUCUCAUCUCCUGGCCGGAUUGCGGACUGCUCCCAAGUCUGCCACAAUCCCUCCCUCUCACCAACAGCAGCAACAGCAGCAACAGCAGCGUGUUGGCCUCGAAGGAAACAGAAAUGGCAAUCGCAAUGCCGAUCGCAUUCCUCAGACGGCUACCGGUGCUACGUUUCCUCAGCACAUGUACGGCGUCGACGCCACCUCCAACAAUAUGAAUUUCAACCUGGGCAUGAUGAACAUGGGACAGCCCUUGUAUUCCCUUCCGGAGCAGGUUUUGGCCCCUCCAGCGAUCGACCUGCGUGAGGGCGAGACGAUGGACGAGAAGCUGUAUGCCGAGCUCAUGUCGACCAAUCUCUUCUUGCAAGCCCAGCAGCAGCGCUUGCAGCAGCAACUGAUCAAUGUCACUCAGCAAUUUCAGAACUUGAAUAUGGGACUGAGCCACCAGCAGCAGCAGCAGCAGCAGCAGCAGCAGCAACCGCAGCUUGCGUCCUUCUUUCCGGGCAUGAGUCUCUACCAGCAACAGCUCCAGCAGGGUAUGCAGCCUGUUGUUCAGCCUGUUCCGGGUCAGCCGGGCCUGUACUCUGUCUACAAUCCCAUGACCGGUCAGCAAAACUUUGUGUAUGACAACAGUGUUGGUGCUCAACAGCAGGAUUCGGCGCCCCCGUCGUACCGGGAACAGACGCAGCAGUCGCCCGUCGCGAAUCCCCCACCAUUCCGCGCUGAAGUCUCUCCUCCCCCAGAGUCUACCGAAUCUCCCAAAGAUUCAUCAGGCGCCGUCUCACCCAAGAACAGCCCGUCUCCGCCCCAGGGUGCGACUUCUUCGCCUUCAGCCAACGCCUUCCGUCGGGGUCAUAAGAAGAGCUCUUCAUUUGCCCCCGGCCUGAAAGCGAAUAUCGAUGUUGCUCGCGCGAACGGGAGUGGUCCAAGGUCUGCGGGAUUCCCUCAGACCCCGGCGACCGGCACCUUCGGUCCCGGACAGGGCCGCGCAGGCGAGCACCCGAUCCGCCAGCCCCGUGGUCCCCCAUCACUCGAAGAGCUCAUCGCCAAGCCGACCUCGAAGCAUGAGGGAAGCAAAAACUUUGCCACUCGUCAGCGGCGUCGUGCGGUUCACAGCCUGGUCCGGGCCGGGAUUGAGCGUCGCGGUGAGUCGCGAAGCAACCACGGCAGCGGCGGCAGUAACACGCCAGCCAGCGAGACCGAGUUUGCCUUCUCCUCUGUGUCGGAUGGAGAUGAGAGCCGUCGGGGCAGCGGAAGCCUUUCGAGCAAGCCCAGUCUGGGAAGUCUGCGGGCCCUUGCCAACGGCGCGAUCGGUUCCGAGAUGAAGGAGAAAGACCGAACAUCUCGCGAGCGGGGGUCGAUGGACAGUCUGUACACCGUCACAACGACCACCACCAGUGGUGAGGACAGCCCUGGGUUUGGUGGGAAGGUGUCACCACCAUCCGCUGCUGCGGUUGUGGCGGGUCACCGGACUGUGUCGCAGAACUCGGAGAGACGCAAGACGCCGAUGCUGGUGCUCUCCAGCGCUGAGAAGCGUAAGAGCCCGAUUGUGUGA